Messenger RNA from Peronospora farinosa, 1188 nucleotides. The record is from the annotation of a GenBank genome assembly. NCBI's taxonomy places the organism in Eukaryota, Oomycota, Peronosporomycetes, Peronosporales, Peronosporaceae.
AUGGAUGAGGACCCCAUAGUGCGUGAAAUACCCGUACAUCUUACUGACAAAGGAUGUCAUAAUCUUUUUAUGGUACAAUUCCCAUUACGUCCGACAUAUCGGCCAAUGCCUGAGCCACCACGUCGUGCACGUAUCAAACCAAUCAAUCAAAUGAUGCAGCUUGAGUUUGCCGUGGAUCAACGAUCGACACACUUUGAUCAGGACGCAGAAGAUUAUCUCAAGCAAAAACAUUUACGGAUGCAAUCAGCCAAUGUCCCAGCAUUAACGAAUUACGUUAUUGGUGUCUUUCGUCAAGGUCAAUUGCAUCUUACACCACUGUCUUCAGUAAUGCAGAUGCGUCCAAGUUUGUCGCAUAUUGAUGAUGCAGUAAAUGAAGAAGAGGAAGACAUGGAAGUAGAAGAAAAGAUGGAGCCGCCUUCGACGGAGACGAAGGAAGUACAGUUUCAGUUUAAAAAGAAACAGUCAGAACGUGCAAUUUCUGCUAUUCAAAACUCGUAUGCGUACAAGAAACAGCAGAUUGAUGCUGAGAACUGGAUGGAGCUUCAAGUGUACAACAAGAAUAGUGCCGAUGCUGAUGAUGAAUUUGAAAACUUGUUUAGUGAAAAAGAAGACGAGGUGGUCUCGACGAUGACGUCGGACGAAUAUAUCAAGGCGAUGCAAUACCGUUCAAUGGUCGCUGUUGAUAAGCCCAGAGCUCCUAAGAAUUUGGCACCGGAAGACGAGGAGCAGGAGGACGAAACAAUGGAGCCUGUUACUGGAAAGCUACUUGGUGGUGUUGAUGUAAAGUACGCGGAUGUUCUGCGACUGCUUGCAACUGACCAAAUCAUGCAUUUUGAUACGCUUGCGAAGCUCCUUCCAGCACAAAGUGAGGAAGAGCUAUUGGAAGCACUCAAGCAUGUGGCUAUGCAUGUGCGUGGGCGACUGCUUCCAACUAGCGCCUUGGUGUGCCGCGGUGCGACGACAGUGCACGCCCGCAAUGAUUUUAUCAAGGCACUGGCGAAGACACCUGCCGGUGUAUCGCGCAUGGAAUUGGCAGAAAAAUAUUCUGUGGACGCUGAUGUAGCCAAAAUCAUCUUGACCGAGUUUGCUAUUUUGGAGCCCAAAACACGCAAGUGGAGCUUCCGCAUCGAUCACGAUGACACUUUUACAAAGCGAUUCCCUGCCGUCGCAAAGACAAUCAAACUGUAG